Ochotona princeps (American pika) is the source of this 711-nucleotide messenger RNA. RefSeq names its product dysbindin domain containing 1 (gene DBNDD1). Bases 235 to 711 code for a protein of 158 amino acids. The transcript has 4 exons. The record is from RefSeq and is a predicted model, not a curated record. Gene Ontology annotation, biological process: negative regulation of protein kinase activity. Lineage: Eukaryota; Metazoa; Chordata; Mammalia; Lagomorpha; Ochotonidae. Gene Ontology annotation, cellular component: cytoplasm.
GUCCUGCCGCGACUGGGGGGCGAUGCGGAGGGGACCCGAGCCCGGGAGCAGCUGUGCGCCCCGCCCCGCGGGCUCCUCCCCGCCGCCGCGGCCCCCCGGCCGCUGCCCCGAUGCUGUGCGCCCGGAGCCGGGGCCGCGCCGCCGCAGCCGCAGCUGUUGGGGCGCCCGGACCGGGUGACGCCGCUGCUGUCGCCACCGCCGCCGCCAGCGCCCUUCGCAGAACCCAGCAGCCGCAUGGAGCCCCCAGACAGCGCCAACCCGGGAGAGACUGUUAAGCAUGUCGAGGUGCCCCAAGCUGCCCUGGAUGUCACAGCCUAUGGGAUGGGAGACGGCUGCCACACACCAGUGACAGAGGACGAGGGAGGGCCUACAGUCCCAGCCCCAGGGUUCCUGCAGGUCACAGAGAGAAGGCAGCCCCUGAGCAGUGUCUCCUCUCUGGAGGUCCACUUUGACCUCCUGGAUCUCACCGAGCUGACCGACAUGUCUGACCAGGAGCUGGCCGAGGUGUUUGCCGAUUCCGAUGAUGAGAAUCUUACCAGUGACUCCCCGGCAGGUCUACACCCACUGCCCCGUGCCAGCUGCCUGCGCUCACCAUCCUGGACAAGGGCAAGGGCUGAGCAGAACCGUGAGAAACAGCCCCUCGGCGAUCCAGAACGACAGGCAGCCAUUGCGGACACGUUUCUCACCAUAGAGAGGCCCAAGGAGGACUAG